Frieseomelitta varia is the source of this 840-nucleotide messenger RNA. RefSeq lists its product as uncharacterized. The record is from RefSeq and is a predicted model, not a curated record. Bases 43 to 396 code for a protein of 117 amino acids. NCBI's taxonomy places the organism in Eukaryota, Metazoa, Arthropoda, Insecta, Hymenoptera, Apidae. The transcript is spliced from 2 exons.
CUUCCGAAUGUCCGAUAAUCCAUUAAUACUGAAUGCAUUCAUAUGAUGAAGAAUCAAAGUUUGAGAGGCAAUGAAACCGAUCUCAAGAUGCAAGUGGAACGACAUACCAACCGAGACAAGUGGUCAACCGCUGUGCAUCAUCAUUUUUGCAAGACGGAACAGCAUUUGGGUACGCGAGAGAGCAAGAAUCUUGGCUACGUGCGCACUCGGCAAAGUAAAAAAGCCAGAGAAAAAGAUAUUGCAAAGAUGGAACGCGAGCUGAAGCGGUCGCCUGCCUUCAAGGAUGGAAAGAUAAAUAUUCUCGCGGCGCAAAUACAAUUUGCUUGGAAUGCGAGGAAGGUGUCCGACCAAUGCAUCGGUGAGUACGCCAGCUUGCUGGAAGUACGAUCUUCGUGAUAAAAACACCCCUUGGCGCAGGAUGAUAAUUACAAGAUAAAAGAAAACGAUAAAAAUCAAUCAGAGGUCACCGAUUCGAGAUUACAAAUACGCAAUGGGUAGCAGCUCGAGCGGACUGAGGGUGGGCCGAAAAAACUGGUUUCAGCUAAUGAUGGACUACUUGCAGCCGAGCCUGACAGAUCAUAAUGCACUUUUUUGAUAUCAAUAACCUCGUCCCAGAUUUUUUUAACCAAGUAAGUUCUUUCGGUGAACGCGCAAUCAACAAUCCUUCGUGGUAACAGAAUCUCUUGUGGAAAAAAAUAUCGCGAUUUUUCAGUGCAUAAUCUUUGUUCCGUUCGUUGUCUCUUCGGGUCUGAAACGACAAAAAAUUAAUUGAUCAAUCAAAUUGCAACUUCACGCUUGUAUUUCAUACAUUGCUUUAGCUUCCUUACUGAAAUUAUAAUU